Messenger RNA from Aspergillus tanneri, 402 nucleotides. RefSeq lists its product as uncharacterized. The transcript has 2 exons. The record is from RefSeq and is a predicted model, not a curated record. Lineage: Eukaryota; Fungi; Ascomycota; Eurotiomycetes; Eurotiales; Aspergillaceae. The coding region runs from base 1 to 402 and encodes 133 amino acids.
AUGAGCCGUGUUGGACGACGAGACAUUUCAGCUUGCAGCCCGGUGCUUACCGUCCCGCUGGCUCAGGAGCCGCGGGCUGUGAGCCAGCCCGCCCCAUCUGGAACCUCACUGGUGUCCGGUCACUCGUCAGAGGGCCUCUUGACUCCCGCACCCAUCCUUUCUGCGGUUCCAAAAUGGGGUUUCAUUGGUCCGUUACUCCGACUCCAGGUGGCAGUGGCCCGUGGGACUACCGCUGCGGAAGGGCUAAGUAUUGGACGGAAUCCUACUCUGGAGUUUUUGGGCGGCGAAACAGCGGCAUGCCUGCUGAAUAUUUCUCAGCCACCAAUAGAAAUUCCUUUUCUUAUUGUGCGGAUUACCAAGCGGAGUGGUCCCACUAUGGGAUGGUCCUGUACACCUUGGUAA